Molecule: messenger RNA, 1524 nt
Organism: Musca vetustissima
Lineage: Eukaryota; Metazoa; Arthropoda; Insecta; Diptera; Muscidae
Product: probable cytochrome P450 4d14
Exons: 4
Coding region: 1-1524 (507 amino acids)
Molecular function (GO): iron ion binding; monooxygenase activity; oxidoreductase activity, acting on paired donors, with incorporation or reduction of molecular oxygen
Source: RefSeq, a predicted model, not a curated record
AUGUGGAUUGAAAUGCUUGUGGGACUUUUGUCCCUUCUCAUACUUGCGGAUACGCUCUACAAACGGCGACGUCAUAUUAUGAUUGAAAAGGCUGGUAUUCGAGGACCAACUCCAUUGCCGAUUUUGGGAAAUGUUUUGGAAUUUGUGGGCAAUACCACAGCCAAUUUUUCUACAUUAAUGGACAAUCUGACCGCCAAAUAUGGUAAAAUUAUACGCAUGUGGAUGGUUAACCAUUGUGUUCUGUUCGUACGCGAUGUCAAAUAUUUUGAAGAUAUUUUCAAAAGUCAACAGCUGAUUACCAAGAAUAAUCUCUACACGUUGUUAAGUGGUUGGUUGGGUCAGGGUCUGCUGCUGAGUUCUGGACCCAAAUGGUUUUCACGCAGAAAGAUAAUUACACCCACCUUUCAUUUUAAAAUUUUGGAAGAAUUUGUAGAGGUGUUCGAUCAACAAAGUAAUGUAAUGGUUAAGAAUUUAAUGAAGGAAGCUGAUGGCAAAACUGUGAUCCGUAUGUUCCCAAAAGUUUGUCUAACCGCAUUGGAUAUUAUUACGGAAACGGCAAUGGGUGUGAAGGUUAAUGCUCAAGAACAUCCUGAAUUUCCCUAUGCCAAGGCGGUGACAGAAACCUCCAACAUAAUGUCGGAUCGUGUUGUGAGACCAUUCGAUCGUUUCGAUGGCUUCUUCCGUAUUUUCAAUAAUAAAACAUAUCGCCACUUGCAGAAUUGUAUAAAAAUCAUGCAUGAAUUCACGGAUAAGGUAAUCGAGGAACGUCGUGAUGCUUUGCAGAAAUCAAUUGAAAAUGGAACCUAUCAGGCGGGUAGUAAUACCGAUGAAAUGGGUAUUAAGAAGCGAAUGGCAUUCCUUGAUGUGUUGCUGCAAUCGACAGUGGGUGGUAAACCACUCUCAAAUAUGGAUAUUCGUGAAGAAGUUGACACAUUUAUGUUUGAGGGUCAUGAUACGACGACCAGUGGUAUUUGUUUUACUUUGUAUCUGCUAUCACGUCAUCCUAAGGUCCAGCAGAAGGUGUUGGAAGAAAUCCACACAGUCAUAGGGGAGGAUAAAGACAAGCCAGUGACAAUGAAGGAGCUGCAAGAUCUCAAGUAUUUGGAUUGUGUGAUUAAGGAGAGUUUGCGUUUAUAUCCACCAGUACCAAUGAUUGGUCGUGUCACCGAACAGGAUAUUGUGAUAAAUGGUGUUACCAUUCCGGCAAAGACCAACAUUACUUUGCUGAUGUAUGCCGCCAUGCGUGAUCCCGAUUAUUUCCAUCACCCCGAUGAUUUCUUGCCCGAACGUUAUCUGAAUACCGAAGAUGCAAAUAAAAUCAAUCCAUUCGCUUAUGUUCCAUUCAGUGCGGGACCACGUAACUGUAUUGGCCAGAAAUUUGCCAUAGCAGAAAUGAAAAGUACCAUCAGUAAAAUGGUUCGACAUUUUGAAUUACUACCAUUGGGUGAGGAGGUCAAACUUGUUAUGAAUAUAAUAUUGCGUUCGGAGACUGAUGUGCAAUUGGGUUUGAAACCCCGCAAGUAG